AUGCCACGACCCAAGCGAGCGCGUCGCGCACCAACUCAACCAGUCGCAGCCGUGCCCGCCGCCGCGCCUGAAGCAAGAUCGAGCCCCGCGCCCGCCUCGGGCAGCGACAUCUACAGCCACAGCGAUCGCGAACAUUCUGUCAUCAGGAAGGAGCUUGCAGAGGAGGACACAUCUCUUUUCAAGGAAGGCCCGUCUACGCGCCUAGGCAGGAGUUCUAGCUUGCGCCAGAGGCAGGUGCCAGCCAAGGCGGGUCAUGCAUGGGACGACAAUAUUAGCAAGCUGCAGGACGCAGUCGAGACGGCGGCUUCCAAAGGAAAGACUUCAAGCGAGCAGCAGAAAUCAGAUUCGUCGGUCGAAGUGGGACGGAAGACUCGCGCGACGCCUGUUCAGCAGCGCAGAGACACGACGGGGUUGGAUCUGGACGACGAGAUGUUUACAGGGCUUGACACUACUAUCGGCGACGACGACGAUGAUGCCGCUGCGCCUCCAAGUGCGCCGCGGUCUGAAGCCUCAAACAUCAGUGUCAGUCACUUUAGACGGAAGGGUCGCGGUCGCGCGCCGAGUAUCAGUAUCAACAAGGACGAUGCGCCCAUUAGACCAAGCAGUCGCGGGGUCGGUGGUACGCCGAGCAUUAGCUCGACCUUCAACAUCGGUGUUUUCAAACGCCGUCAACGAGAACCGAGUAUUUUGGGCACGGCGCAGAAGGAGCGCGCACAGCGGCCUAUUGAGUUAUCAUCCGGAUCCGAGUCCGAUGACGAGGACGGUGAAGACUUUGAACCCGAGGCCGAGUCGACGCCUCUUCAGAAUCGCCGCAGAACACAACCUCCAGCAACUGAGCUGGAGUCAGAGUCGCAGCAGGUUCUGGCGCCGGAUUCCCAGCCCGCCGAGAAAGAUGCUGAGCCAACAAGCGCCAGCUCACGGAAGCGGAAGAGCAUAGAAAGUCACGAGGACGCUGAGCGUCCGGGAAAGGUGUCGCGGACUGAAUCUGAGCCCGCGCCUGAGUUGGAUGAUGACGAUGACAGUGAUUCGGAGCUCUCUGAGCUGCCUUCUCCUGUUCUGACUCCCACAAGGCCUUCUGCUUUCCCGCGGCCAUCCACUCCGAAUCAAGAGGACAUUAUGGCACCUCCUGAGAGCAGUGACUCGGAAGAUAAUAACGAGGCGUGGCCAGACAUUCGCACACUUGCCAAACAGCGCCGCCGCCAAGCGCCAGUCACGCCAACGCGGGAUGGCAACAUCUCCGAUGCCUCCUCGCCGCCUUCUCUCACCCACUCGCCCAACUUCCCGGCGACAAGGAAUAAGUCUAAACAGAAGAAGCAGGCCAAGGCACCGAAGGUUACAACUGCUGAUUUGACGGGCUUGCUGCCGCGUAGGCGCGCCAAGAAGCAUCGAGGAGACCCCUAUAGCAUGGAUAACUCUGACGAUGAGGAGGCACGCAACUCCGAUGCCUCCCAGGAUGACGACGAGCUUUCAUACGCAGAUACAAGAACUCGCUCACGGCGGGCAAAGAUAACGCCUCUCAACCGCAGCACAGCCAACAGGCCACCGUCUCGUGGCGGUCGAGCCGCAGCGGCGGCAGGAAAGGCGAAAGCAGCGGCGCCAACCACUCGCGCAUCUACGCGCACUUACAGCCGCAGGCUUUCGGACAAGGAGAACGAGGGCGAGGGCGAGGGCGAGGGGAACGCUGAGGCUGAGGGGGCUGAAGCAGAGAUUGGAACAGAACCCGAAGCGGGAAUCGAGGGUGACAGCUUCGCCCCCGUCCGAGACGACGUUCUCGAGAGCCAAGAGAGCAGCGAUCCGGCGCGCAGUGCCGAUGAGCUGAAGAAGGCAACACGCAAGUUUAGGGAAGUUGACCGCUGGCAGCUCGAGUUUGAAGAAAUGACAGAGGGGUCAUCGCCCAAUCGAGAUGCGCGGUGA
Colletotrichum godetiae is the source of this 1914-nucleotide messenger RNA. RefSeq lists its product as uncharacterized. Lineage: Eukaryota; Fungi; Ascomycota; Sordariomycetes; Glomerellales; Glomerellaceae. The record is from RefSeq and is a predicted model, not a curated record. The coding region runs from base 1 to 1914 and encodes 637 amino acids. The transcript has a single exon.